AUGGCGCUUUCAUGGAGCAACCAACCACCCCAAUUGCGGGUCCCAUACGCAAUUCCCCAGCUGGAAGGGGAACGCAUCACCAUCCCCGGCAGCAAAGGCGUUUUCCGCAUCCUCGCGUCCUCCAAGCAGACAAAUGGAUUGAUGGCGGUUUUCCAAAGCGGUGGUGUGCUCUCUGAUGCACCGGGCUUCCACUAUCAUAACCACGCGCAUGAUGUCUUUCUGGUUACGAAGGGGUGUUUGAAGUUGUGGAAUGGGGACAAGUGUCGGUUGAUGGGGCCCGGGGACUUCGCUUAUGUGCCUCCGACGGUGAUCCAUAACCCGGAGAUGCUUGGUCCGCAUACGGAGAUCUUUGGUUUGAUUACACCGGGUGAUUGGGUGGAUUUCUUUCGUUACGUGUCAGAACCGUAUGAGGGGAUCCUUGUUCCUGAGAAUGAUGAGCGGGAUUUGAAGUCCUUGUUGAUUCCUAAAGUCAUGGCUGCGAAAGAGCAGUUCGAUGUCGUUUUUCAGCCUGAUUAUCAACCGCCAGAGGUGGGUGAUUGGACGGAAGAUGAUGAGAAGUUACCAAACGGUCCGCAAGCGUUCUAUUUGCGAGCCAACACUGGGCCGCGAUGGAUUUUUGGGGGUAUCAUGUCUCGUCCGUUUGUUACCACUGCUCAGAGUAGUGGCGUCUGCGCUAUUUCUAGCAUCGAGUCAUCACAGGUCUACGGUCCGACGCUGUUCUCAAAGUACAUGACAUUCGGAUCGGUGGAUCACUGUCUGUGUGUCCAAGAGGGAACAUUAGUCGUCCGUCUCAAGGGAGCCCCCGAUGCUGUGUUCCGGGAGGGCGAGACGGUCGUGAUUCCAGCAGGUCAGGCAUUUGCACUCGACUUUGCCAGUCGAUAUGUCCGGUUCUGGUCAUUUACUGACGGCAAUGGAAUCGAGACACUGGUCCACCUUCUGGGAACGCCAUUCGUGGGCGUUGUAUUACCCGAUCAAGCACCGGCAUGGGAUUCGGCAAAUGUAGAAUCGGUGACAGCAGAACUCGGCGUCACAAUUGAGCUCUAA
This is a messenger RNA of Aspergillus chevalieri, 1044 nucleotides long. RefSeq names its product quercetin 2,3-dioxygenase. The transcript is spliced from 2 exons. Lineage: Eukaryota; Fungi; Ascomycota; Eurotiomycetes; Eurotiales; Aspergillaceae. The coding region runs from base 1 to 1044 and encodes 347 amino acids. The record is from RefSeq and is a predicted model, not a curated record.